AUGGAAGCUUCCUGGCUAACAGGAUGGCGCAGCUGGUUUCCUGGUGACUGCUGUCGCUCGGGCUGCGUGAGUGUCAACAGUGCUCUGUGGACUUAUGGCCCGAAGCCAAGUUGGUACAAACAAGAUGGCGCUGACGUCCAGAACAUCCCCGUGACCGAGAGUGCUGCACGAUCUGACGCCUGGCUGGACUUGCAAGGCGUCUGGUACCGUCAAAAGGACAACCGCUGUGUUGGAGAGAUAAGUGGGCACCAGAUGAUUUGGCAUGUGCAAUGGAGCUUACCAUGCAGCAUUACCCGAUUGCAGAUGGAAUCGCCCGAAGUGAUUUGCUAUCAGAUGGAAAACCAGGUCAUGAUUGGCAGAGUUCAACGGGAGGCGCAGACCAUACUGCUGUGGAAUGACGGUGAUGUUUGGCGACGGAAAUGA
This is a messenger RNA of Symbiodinium pilosum, 423 nucleotides long. Lineage: Eukaryota; Dinophyceae; Suessiales; Symbiodiniaceae. The record is from the annotation of a GenBank genome assembly.